AUGAGUUCAUCACCAGCAGCAGCAGCAGUUCGUGUUUUAAUUACCGGUGCAGCCGGACAAAUUGGUUAUAGUCUGAUACCGAUUGUAGCACGUGGCGAUGUAUUUGGUCGUGAACAAUCAAUUAUUUUACAUUUAUUGGAUAUACCGCCAAUGAAAACCGUAUUGGAUGGUGUUGUAAUGGAGAUUAAUGAUUGUGCAUUUCCAUUGGUACAAUCGGUUGUUGCCACCACUGAUGAAGCCGAAGCAUUCAAAGAUAUUGAUGCAGCAUUUUUAGUUGGUUCAAUGCCACGUCGUGAAGGAAUGGAACGUAAAGAUUUAUUGGCUGCUAAUGUAAAAAUAUUUGCUUCACAAGGCCGUGCAUUAGCUAAUCAUUCGAAAGCUGAUGUUCGUGUAUUGGUCGUUGGUAAUCCGGCCAAUACAAAUGCAUUGAUUGCGGCAAAAUUUGCAGCACCAAAAAUACCAUCACGUAAUAUAACGGCAAUGACACGAUUAGAUCAGAAUCGUGCCCAACAUCAGCUAGCUGCACGUAAUGGUUGUCCAGUUUCACGUAUUGAACGUGUCAUCAUUUGGGGUAAUCAUUCAUCCACACAAUUCCCGGAUAUUAGUAAUGCUUUAAUGGAUGGACAACCGAUUAAAUUCGAUGGCCAUGAUGAAAAAUUCAUACAAACCAUACAGAAACGUGGUGCAGCUGUUAUUUCUGCACGCAAAUUAUCAUCAGCAAUGUCGGCAGCAAAAGCAGCCGCUGAUCAUAUGCAUGAUUGGUGGAAUGGUACAAAAACCUGGGUAUCAAUGGGCGUCAUAUCCGAUGGUAAUCCAUAUGGUAUUGCUGAUGGUAUAAUUUUUAGUUUUCCUGUUGAAUGUCAUGGACGUGAAUGGAAAAUUGUUCCAAAUCUUAGCUGGGAUGAUGUGGCUAAAUCACGAAUUCAAACAACAGCUGAUGAAUUAUUGGCCGAAAAACAAGAUGCAUUAUCCGAAACGGAAAAUGCAUAAAUCAAUUGUUGUGUCAAAAUUGUGAAUCAUGAAAAAAAAAAAUUGUCAAGUAAAAAACAAAAACAAACAAACAAAAAAAAUUAGACCAAAAUUUCCAUAAUAUUUCUCUAUAUAUUGUUAUUGUUGUUGAAUUAUUUUUUUUCCAAUAAUUUUUUUCUUUGUUGAACCCACUUUUGAUGCAUUCAAAUUUGUUUCAGUUCCAUAAUUGUUGAUUAAUAAAAAAAUAAAAUUCCAACGAGCUAUA
Molecule: messenger RNA, 1234 nt
Organism: Dermatophagoides farinae (American house dust mite)
Lineage: Eukaryota; Metazoa; Arthropoda; Arachnida; Sarcoptiformes; Pyroglyphidae
Source: RefSeq, a predicted model, not a curated record